This is a messenger RNA of Mytilinidion resinicola, 1693 nucleotides long. RefSeq names its product RTA1-domain-containing protein. The transcript is spliced from 3 exons. NCBI's taxonomy places the organism in Eukaryota, Fungi, Ascomycota, Dothideomycetes, Mytilinidiales, Mytilinidiaceae. Bases 288 to 1268 code for a protein of 326 amino acids. The record is from RefSeq and is a predicted model, not a curated record. Gene Ontology annotation, cellular component: fungal-type vacuole; plasma membrane.
CAACAAGAGGGCUGAAAGGCGGACUCGUACACUCUGCCACUUGCGGUAGACAUCUGGCGCAGCGGCGGAGUCUUAUCAGAGAUGUGGGGGCGUACAUAUAAGAUGUGGUGCCCGAUUGCGAUUUGAAGGUUCAGAGUCCAAAACACCCUCCCCUUUGUUAUUCUAGACUUCUUCUCUCCUUCUCCUUCGCACUUCUUUUCAGCCUUUCCUGGCAUUAGCAGCGUCGAAGUCCUCAGGGUCGGAGCAUCUGCCCUCUAAAUCGCGCACUCUAUCCCUCGAUCUCUGAAAUGACGAACUCGAACAAUACAAUCCAAUACGUAUACGCCAAAAACGGCACCGCAAUCCCAGAAGACCUCUGCACCGUCUCCAUCUGCUCGCUCGAUUACGCCCAAGUCGAGUAUCUCCCCACGCUCGCCGGAAACCUCAUCUACCUCAUCAUCUUCGCUGCCCUCUUUAUUGCGCAAUGCUUCUUAGGAAUCCGACACAAAACAUGGGGCUUCUUCGUUGGGAUGUUCUGCGGGAUCGUACUCGAGGUUCUGGGGUACGCGGGACGCGUUAUGCUCCAUGGUGAUCCAUUCGACUUCAACAGCUUUCUAUUAUACCUUAUCCCCCUGACAAUUGGCCCGGCCUUCCUCUCAGCCGCUAUCUAUCUAUGCCUCGGUCGAAUCAUCAUGGCCUACGGCUCGGACAGCUCACGGUUCCAACCGAAGACGUACAUGUUCAUCUUCUGUGGAUGCGACUUCUUCUCGCUGCUGCUCCAAUCCGUUGGCGGCGCGAUUGCGGCGACGGCGAACGACAAGGCUGGAUCGGAUAUGGGAGCGAACAUCAUGGUGGCUGGAUUAGCUUUCCAGGUCUUCUCGCUUCUGGUGUUCAUCGGGCUGGCUGGUGACUAUGCGCUGCGGGUCCAUCGCGCGCCGAAGAGCAAUUGCCAGAAGUUCUCUGGGCUGAGGGCGAGCCGGUAUUUCAAGUGGUUCAAGUGGAGUCUCGCUGUUGCUACCUUCGCCAUCUUGAUUCGGUCUAUCUUCCGCGUGAUUGAGUUGCAGUCCGGUUUUGGCGGCUCAGUGGCGAACAACGAGGCGCUCUUCAUGAUCUUCGAAGGACCAUUUGUUAUAAUUGCUUGUUUCUUCUUGACCAUUUGUCAUCCUGGUCUUGUUUUCAAAAAUCUCUGGGCCGAAUCGAACUGGUCGUUGCGAGGGCGGAGAUCGGGAAAGGAGUCUAUUGAUUCAGAGGAGGGCAUUGUACUCUCUUCGUAUGAGCAGCCGAAGUAAGCUUCAGGACGAAUGUGUACUUCUAGCUUGGCGUUUUGAGUGCUUCUUUUAGAGAGCCCUGGUAGGUAAGGUGUAGCCAAGGAGUAUUGGGUCUUAGAGGGUAACGAGCUAGAAUAUAGAGACGGCAGCAUACCAGAAGCUACAUACCUACCACAGGUCUUCCCUUCCAAUGCGUUUAGGUCAUGCCACGUGACCGAAAGCUUACUGAAAACAACGUGGUAUGACAGGGAGCCUAUUAUGCAUACGAGAUAUCAACCUCUUCGAAUUUUCACCAAUAGAGAUGGUGUAUUGAAAUGUGAGCCUUGCAAUGGGGGGAGGUAGACCUACUUGCUUGCCAAGAGAUAAUGGGUGGAUGUCAAGAACGCUCCCAACUAGAGCCCCCUACAGGUACAAAGAUAGCAAACUAGCACUCAUAUCAUGUCUCC